UUAUUACUCAAUAAGAAAAUCAGAAUAAGUUAAACCAUAAUUACACAUAAUUAUACAUAAUCCAUAUGGCAUCCUUGUGUUGAGAUAUAAAUACGAAGAUGGAGUGAGAAUUUGAAGGUAGAGAAAAGGAAGAGAGAUAAGACAAAUACCUAAAGAGGAUCAAUGGUGAUAAAGAGAAUAGAGAUGUGUAUAGAGAUGGUGAAGAUAGCGAAGGAGUUAGUGGUGGUGGUGUCUGAAGCCGUGAGAGUCUUCUUGAGCAACGCUCCUCCGACUCCUCCGGCCCUCCUCCGCCACGGCCCCUACCAUUACUCCGCCUCCUUCUCUCACCCUUCCCCUUAUAUCAUCGGUUAUCUUCCCUGAGAUUAGUAAAAUCUUAAUUAAUCUGUAAUAUUACUGUAAAUUACUUGGUUUUAAGAAAAAUAAUUCUUGUAUAUUAUUUUCUCUUUCAAGAACACAUACUAUGUUUUGGUCAUAUAUCUUGUAAAUCAUUUUCUUUUUUCAAGAACACAAACUAUGUUUUCGCCAUUUUGUAAAUUACUUGCUUUCUAAUUAAUUACAUUCAA
Molecule: messenger RNA, 563 nt
Organism: Eutrema salsugineum
Lineage: Eukaryota; Viridiplantae; Streptophyta; Magnoliopsida; Brassicales; Brassicaceae
Exons: 1
Coding region: 163-360 (65 amino acids)
Source: RefSeq, a predicted model, not a curated record